CACAAGCGGAUGGUGCCUUUAUAUAUGCAGGGUCGAAGAACAGUUUCGCACUGCGCAGUAGCAGUGACCUCGCCUCACACCAAGCCGACAAUGGCUGACGUGAUCGCCGGUAGAUGGGACAGAUCCUCUCUUGAUUCCGACGGCAGUUUCGUAGCAGAUAGGCUUGAAGCAGGCUGCCUAAAGAACGUAGUGUAUAAGACGAUUAAGUCGUUGCGCACUGCUGCCAAAAUGAAAAUCACACAAGCGGAUGGUCCCUUUAUAUAUGCAGGGUCGAGGAACCGUUUCGCACUGCGCAGUAGCAGUGACCUCGCCUCACACCAAGCCGACAAUGGCUGACGUGAUCGCCGGUAGAUGGGACAGAUCCUCUCUUGAUUCCGACGGCAGUUUCGUUGCAGUUAAGGCGCAUUCACACCGGCCAAGCGGGAAAGCGGGGAGCGGCAAAAAGCACGCGGGUUUCCAACGCGGCGUGGCGGCGCGCGCACGGAGUUGUUCAGACCACCCGCCUGGCCUAGCUGCCCGCGCCGCCGCUCGCGGAGCCUCGCGCUUUCACGAACGCCGCGAGAGCUUGCGCCACUUGCCCCGCUUGCAGCACUUUCGACAAACCAGCUGUCCGCGCGCUUUCGCUGCUCUCGCUUGCUAACCACUAGUGAAGAAUGAUCAGCUCGGACGAAGAAGACGAAAUAGUUUGCAUUCUGCUUGUAGCAGCUGUUCAAGACGAGCAGCAGAACGCUCGAAGGAAAACAGCCCGCGAACGCCGCUGGUGGGUUCGCCCCGCCUUGCAAGAACGAGAGAGAAUGGGUCAUGCCAGUGCUUUGCUGCCCCAUCUUCGUUCGCGGGAUGUGGAAUACUACAGAGAUUAUUUGAGGAUGCCCCCGCGCUCCUUCGACACGUUAUUACAUCUCCUGAAACCAAGGAUACAAAAAGCUGACACAAACUACCGAAGGGCAAUUCCUCCAGAGCACCGGCUAGCGCUAGCUGUCAGGUUCCUGGCUGCAGGGGAGACGCUGCGCUCCUCAUCUUUCAAUUUUCUAUCUGGCCGCUCUACGGCUUGCGUGAUUGUCGCCGAAGUAUGCCAGGCCAUUUCGGACGUCCUCGGGCCUAUUUACGUCGCUCGGCCGUCCACACCAGAUGAAUGGCUAAAGGUUGCGAGGGACUUUGAAGACAAGUGGAACAUGCCACAUUGCCUGGGUGCGAUAGAUGGAAAACACGUGAAUGUUGAGUGUCCGGCAAACUCUGGAAGCAGAGACCGAAACUACAAAAAUUCGUUCAGCAAGUCGAUGCUCGCAUUGAGUGACGCCAACUACAGCUUCCUGUAUGUUGAAAUCGGCCACCAUGGAAGCGAAUCAGAUGGUGGCAUCUUCAGCAGGAGCAACCUACAAACGAAAAUUAUUGACGGCACUCUUGGUGUUCCUGCAUGCGCAAGUCUUGGAAAGAUAGGCGACAUUCCUUAUUUUUUCGUCGGCGAUGAAGCCUUCCCUUUGAAGACGUACAUGAUGAGGCCGUACUCAAAAAAAAGUCUUCACCCUCUUCUGUUAGGGAACUCAUCGAUGGCAACAGCGCAACCCUGCAGUGCAGACAGCAGCGCAAGCACACAAUUUGAGGAGUUGCAGCAGAAAAGAAUAUUUAAUUACAGAUUAAGCAGGGCUCGCAGAGUUGUAGAAAAUGCCUUUGGUAUAUUGGCACAGAGAUGGCGGAUCCUUCGCCGGCCUUUCAAGGCGAAGGAAGACAACAUCAGGAGGAUAGUGUCCGCAUGUGUAGUACUGCACAACUUCCUUUUGAAGGAAUCACCUGACUCAAAAGCAAUGUACUGUCCACCGGGUACCACUGACACUGAGGACUGGCAAGGCAACCUGACUGAUGGGAACUGGAGGGCUGACAGUGCAGACAGUGGAGCUCUGGUCACCUUGCACGGCACAGGUUGCCACUCGACCAGGGUUGCAUAUGCCAUUCGCGACAAACUGUCAAGGUAUUUUAUCACAUAUGGGAGGGUGCCAUGGCAGGAGAGCCAUGUGAAAGACUGCAGAUGGUGACAGCCGUGCAACCUGUAGUAAUAUGUGAAAUCCUUACGUUUCGAAGGUGUCACUCGGAGUUUGAUGAGCACUUCUUACAGCGGGGAAAAUGUCUGUUGGAGC
Molecule: messenger RNA, 2132 nt
Organism: Dermacentor andersoni
Lineage: Eukaryota; Metazoa; Arthropoda; Arachnida; Ixodida; Ixodidae
Source: RefSeq, a predicted model, not a curated record